Messenger RNA from Fusarium odoratissimum NRRL 54006, 2312 nucleotides. RefSeq names its product 40S ribosomal protein S5. Gene Ontology annotation, molecular function: rRNA binding; structural constituent of ribosome; mRNA binding. Gene Ontology annotation, cellular component: cytosolic small ribosomal subunit; ribosome. Bases 144 to 785 code for a protein of 213 amino acids. The record is from RefSeq and is a predicted model, not a curated record. Gene Ontology annotation, biological process: ribosomal small subunit assembly; translation. Lineage: Eukaryota; Fungi; Ascomycota; Sordariomycetes; Hypocreales; Nectriaceae. The transcript has 3 exons.
CUAAGCACAUUCUGCCCUCCCAUCGUCUCUCUCGAAUCUCAGUUGCGCCCACAUUGUAAACUUCGAUUUCGAACUCCCUCCCACUUCGAUCACAACUGUACUAACCGCAGCCCGUCAGUCCCGAGACCACUGCAACAGCCAAAAUGUCUGACGCCGGCGAGAUCGAGGUCGAGAACUCCGCCCUCUAUGAGGUGCUCCCCAAGGAUGUUGUCAAGGAGGUUGGCAAUGUCAAGCUCUUCAACAAGUGGGACUACGAUGUCGAGGUCCGCGACAUCUCCCUGACUGACUACAUUUCCCUGCGAAACCCCGUCUACGUCACCCACACUGCUGGCCGUUAUGCUACAAAGCGAUUCCGCAAGGCCAACUGCCCCAUCAUUGAGCGAUUGACCAACUCUCUGAUGCACCACGGCCGCAACAACGGAAAGAAGCUCAUGGCUGUCCGAAUUGUCGCCCACGCCUUCGAGAUCAUCCACCUCAUGACCGAUCAGAACCCCAUCCAGGUCGCUGUCGACGCCAUCGUCAACUGCGGUCCUCGCGAAGACUCUACCCGAAUUGGUUCCGCCGGUACCGUCCGACGACAAGCCGUUGAUGUCUCUCCCCUCCGCCGAGUUAACCAGGCUAUCUCUCUCCUCACCACUGGUGCUCGCGAGGCCUCUUUCCGCAACGUCAAGUCCAUUGCUGAGUGCCUUGCUGAGGAGCUGAUCAACGCUGCCAAGGGUUCCAGCAACUCUUACGCUAUCAAGAAGAAGGAUGAGUUGGAGCGUGUGGCCAAGAGCAACCGAUAAAAGGUGCAACGGCGGUAUCAUGAUUGGAAGGGUUGGCUUUGGCGUGUUCCGGCUUCUUUCAAGAAUUGCAUUUUGCGUUCAUCGGGUCUGGGAACGCGGCUAGGGAUUUUCUUAGGUGGCUCUAGAUUCAAUAAAAGUCGAGCUCCCUUAGAGGUGAAUGAACUAAAAUUCAAUGUAUAAGCAAAAGCUGUCUGUGUUUAUAAUUCUAUGGUUUUCCAUGUUCGACUUAACUGACUGUCUCGUCUCUGGAGAAAAAAACUCAACUUUUUGUCUUUCCCUUCUCAACUGACUGCAGUGGUAUGGUUGACUUGUUUUGGGGAAUAGAGAGCAACUAAUCUAGAGGGGAUAUCUUCUCUGAAAUCUCCAAGCGCUGAAACAUACCAACAUGAGGCAUACCCUCUUCCCACCAGGUGCCCAUCUCCUCAUCUACCUCAAAUCCCCAUUUCUUCCAAAGCUGUACCACCUGCUUCUGCGCGUGGACGCAGACGAGUCCUGACCACUGGGGAAUCACCAUGACAUCUCCGACUGGAUUGAGAUGUUCGAGGCCGACUUCUUUGAUGUUGGGAUUGAAGUAUGACGGGUGAGCUUUCAGCCAGCUGAGCACUGUAUUGACGAGAAGUCCAGAGAUGCCAUGUCCUCGGAACUCUUUGACCACUGCCAGUCGUCCUAGUUUUACAUACGGCUCUUGGCCAUUGUGGAAUGUCGUCUUCCGGUCUUUGAUAUAUGGCUUGAUCCCCGACGAUGCCUUCAUCUUCUUGUGCCCAUUCUUGUGUCCAUUCUGGCUACCAUUAUCGUCUUGGAGAAUCCCAUUCCAGUAUUUGCCCCCGUCCUCUGGGUGUGGGUCGUGAGGAAACGGUACCAGUCUGAUGGUUCCGAUCGGUGUUGAGCGUGUCGAGCUCUUCCGAGGUUGUAUCACAUUUCCCUCUUCAUUGCGAACCUCCAGCUCUUCGACCUUGUUGACGCUGGCGUAGACAACCCAGUGGCACGAACGAGGAUCAUCGUCAUCAACUUCAUUCUCGGCCGGAACAUUUUGCUCCUUAACAAAGACUUGCUCGCGAACUUCCAUGGCAUCCAGGAAAGUCUGUGAAAUCGACGAUGGCUGCUCUUCGAGAGGCGCUCCGCGUUUGUAUCCGUCAAGCUUGCUAGGCUCGAGGAGACUGAUGAACGGUGUCCCCAUUUUGCUUGUUUCUUUGUUGUAGCUCGGUAUAUUCUUUGGUAUGAUUUGAAGGUAGCACUUGAUAAACGUAUGGCUAAAUUGUAAGAUCGGUGAAGGUGGUAAUUGUGGGAAAUGUCUCUGCAGCGUGCAGACGAAAUGAUAUGAAUGCGUCGAGAUGACAGAACACCAAGUGUAUUGCAAGCGCAAGACUAAAAGGUAAGGCAGGUGAUGCAGGCACCUAUGAAUUGUUGCAGCUGAGUUUGGCUAAUUUGAGGAAGGGAUAAUAAGAAUUUAAAAAAAAAAUUCAAAAAAAAAAAAAAAUCGAGAAGUCGAUCUCAAAGAUGGCGGCGUGGUUGAUAGUAAUAUCAGAU